This is a messenger RNA of Populus trichocarpa (black cottonwood), 1748 nucleotides long. RefSeq names its product probable serine/threonine-protein kinase PIX13. Gene Ontology annotation, molecular function: protein kinase activity; ATP binding. Lineage: Eukaryota; Viridiplantae; Streptophyta; Magnoliopsida; Malpighiales; Salicaceae. Gene Ontology annotation, biological process: protein phosphorylation. Bases 115 to 1530 code for a protein of 471 amino acids. The record is from RefSeq and is a predicted model, not a curated record. The transcript has 6 exons.
GGGGGCAUCGAAGGUAACAACUUAAACAAGGAACAAGAAAAGAAAUGGAGAGUGCAAGAAGAAAAAGUCCAGAUGCUAGCAACAAGUCUCCAUCACUGAGAUAUUUCUCUAUCUAUGUUACUUCUUGACCCUUUCUUCUGCCUUUCGAGGAACCAACGCAACCAGUUUAUCAUUUCAUAUCCAAGGCCGGCAGGCCGGCCACAGCACAGCUCCAAUCCAGAGACGAUAUCAAAAAUCUCUAUCCGCAUGGGAAAUUGUUGGGGAACUACUCCUGUCACUAACCAUAAUAGCCCCACGCCUACAAAGCCUUCUACUCCAGAAACAACACGGAACCACAGCAAAGAAAAUGGACUGGGGAGCAGAAGCAGCAGCCAAUGUAAGGCAAAAGAAGAUGACAAGUUUGGUAUGGGUAUGGAAAAGAAGGGAAAGGAUGAAAUAGCAAUGAUUUCUGCAGCUGCAAGUGGACAGAUUAUAUUGGCACCAAAGCUGUUCACUCUAGCAGAGUUGAAAAGUGCUACUAGGAAUUUUAAACCUAAUACUGUGCUCGGGGAAGGUGGAUUCGGCAGAGUUUUUAAGGGUUGGGUCGAUGAGAAGACUUAUGCACCAGCUAAAGUUGGUACAGGCAUGGCUGUAGCAGUCAAGAAAUCCAGCCCAGAGAGCUCUCAAGGCCUAGAGGAGUGGCAGUCUGAGGUGGAGUUCUUGGGAAAAUUGUCUCAUCCAAACCUUGUCAAACUCUUGGGUUACUGCUGGGAGGAUGAACAUUUCCUCCUUGUCUACGAAUACAUGCAGAAGGGGAGCUUGGAAAAGCACCUUUUCAGAAAGGGUGCAGAACCACUUGCAUGGGACAUUAGGCUUAAAAUAGCCAUCGGAGCUGCUCAAGGUCUUGCCUUCCUCCACACUUCUGACAAGAGUGUCAUCUAUCGAGACUUCAAGACAUCUAAUAUAUUAUUGGAUGGGGCCUACAACGCAAAACUUUCUGACUUUGGGCUGGCGAAAUUAGGUCCAUUAAAUGGCGACUCCCAUGUCACAACAAGGAUCAUGGGCACAUAUGGUUAUGCAGCUCCUGAAUACCUUGCCACUGGUCAUUUGUAUGUCAAGAGUGAUGUGUACGGGUUUGGUGUUGUGCUCCUAGAAUUGCUGACGGGCCUAAAGGCCCUCGACACCAAUCGGCCGAGUGGACAGCACAAUCUGGUAGAGUAUGCCAGGCCUUUUCUCUUAGAGAGAAGAAAGCUCAAGAAAAUAAUGGAUCCGGGUCUUGAAGAGCGGUACCCUUUAAAAGCUGCAAUGCAAGCAGCUGAACUGAUACUGCGUUGUUUGGAAUCUGACCUGAGAAUUCGACCAUCCAUGGAAGAAGUUUCGGGGAUCUUAAUAAAGAUAAAGGAUGUGAAGGAGAAGCCCAAGAAGAGCAAAAGUAGUUGUUCCGAUGGAAGUUAUGCAAGGAGACAGGAAGAACGUUCCCGUCAUCAAUCUCCACUUCAGCCCAGACAUGGUGGCACUGGUUACAAGGUUCGAGCCUUCUCCUCAGCUUAGAUCGGUUCAAGUCAAUGGAUGGUGCACCCUGGCAAUUAUAUAUUUUUCGUUACUCACGCCUAGUUUUGCUCUUUUAUUUUGGAACUCUGAAGGUGUAACACCUCCAUCUGCUGCAUGUUUAUUAACUGUGUUGUAGAGGUCCAAACUUGUGUAAAAUUUAUUCACUCGGCCCAGGUGCCUUGUUAUUUUGCAUUAUGAAUUUUAUUUCUUUUUUCUGA